Molecule: messenger RNA, 3324 nt
Organism: Anopheles funestus (African malaria mosquito)
Lineage: Eukaryota; Metazoa; Arthropoda; Insecta; Diptera; Culicidae
Gene: pio
Product: cuticlin-4
Exons: 8
Coding region: 719-2008 (429 amino acids)
Source: RefSeq, a predicted model, not a curated record
AAACUUAUUCGGUUCGUAGCUUCGUAGCGGUAAAGAGUAAGUCGAUCUGCGCACACAUUUUUUCCCCAUUUUUCUUCUCGCGCUUCUCGCGAUCUCCGUACCUUUCUGCAGUGCCCUGUGCGCGGACACCGUGUGUGUGUGUGUGUUCUAGUUGUAACAAUUUUCAUCCCCUUCGAGUGAACGAAAGGAAAGAGAAAAAGGAAACGGAAAUGCAAGUGUAAAGUGUAGAAAUGUGCGUGCAGUGAGGUGAUCGCGCUCCGUUAUCCUGUGCCAAGAGUGUUUCCGUGGUGCAGCAGUGGUUGCGCCAAAGCAUAGUGCAAACGGAUAAGAAGCAAUCAAGAAGCAAAACGUGUUCGUGUGCCUUUUUUUUGUGUCUGUAUGUUUGGAACGUAAAAAGGAGCCGCCUUACGAGCGUUGCGUGUGCGCGAGCAAUUCAGUAACAGGGCCUGGAGGACACCUCGAAACAGGAUUUCUUCGACUGUCCUCGAGAAACGGCCCCUUCUCGGGUGUUCGUGCUCAUCAAAGGAAACCGGCCGACAGCAGCAGCAGCAGCACGAAGUAAAAAAGGGCACAAAAAGCUCAAGAAAAGCUCAAGAAAAGCGCAAGAAAAGCGCGACGGCGCGGUUCACCGAUCGAUCACCCGUUCGUUUGGUGCGCACGGAGCGAAACAAGCGUUGCAUAACCUCGACAAAGUGGAAAACACCUCAAUGAAAUCAACAUGGAGCAACACUCGAUAGUUAGCACGAUACUAUACGUUUUGACAAUAACAACUUUCACACAUGGCGCGCAGAUUCCAUCCAUGAAGCGCUCGGCAACGAUAUUCACCAAGGAACCGACCGUGCGGAUACAAUGCCAAUCGGGUUCGAUGCUGAUCACCGUCAAGGAUGCACCGGCCAACCUGAACGGUCAGUUCAGCGGGAUGGUGUAUCCGAAGGGGUUGGCGAAAAAUUCGACCUGCCUUACCGAGUACCACGAGCAGGAAGGACCGCUACGCUACAAGCUGCCACUGAAGAGCUGCAACACGAUGCCGAUCGAGACGGAUGAUGGUGGUAUCGAGUUCUUCAACACGAUCGUUCUGCAACCUCAUCUCAAGCUGGUCACUGAUCUGGGGCGGGGCUAUCACGUACGCUGCCGGUACAAGAGCCGCGAGGCGGCCUUGAAGAACGUCUCGUUUCGCCACAAACCGUCCGCAGAUAGUCGACCGCUGGCACUGACCAGUGCAGAAGGUACCGGUACCGAUCGACGUGAGCAUGGACGCUCGAUGGACAGCAGCAAGGACGAUCAGGCGGUAAUGGAGGACGAGCAGGAAGUGAAACCAAUGCCGGGCUGUCAUAUGAAGAUUUUCACCGGCGAGAAGCUGGCAGAGAACGUGAAAAUUGGCGAUCCACUUACGUUGGUGAUCAACAUCGAUAAGCAGGAAGAGUACGGGCUGCAUGUCACCGAUUGUUUGGUGCGUGAUGGACUUGGCUGGGGCGAGCAGAAGCUGAUCAACGAUGAGGGAUGUCCGCUGGACAGCGAAAUUCUUGGUCCGUUCGAGUACACGGCGGAUCGGAGCAAAGCGACAGUCACGUUCCCAGCACACAAAUUCCCUUACACUUCGUCGGUGUACUAUCAGUGUAAUGUGAAGCUGUGCGCACUGAAGGAUCCGGACUGUCAUAAGACACCGACCUGCUCUAACAAGAAUCGACGUACCAAGCGUCAGACGGACGAGGAAGGACAGCCGGCCACGAUCGAAGUUUUCUCCGGACUUCAUGUCAACGAGAAUGCUGAAGUGCUCAGUGAUGAUGCCGAUUCGGUGUUCAAGGAGAAGACACCGGACGAUGCCAUCUGUGUGUCCCAGCGUAGUUUCGCCGUUGCCAUAGCCAUUGCCGGUCUCUGUCUGAUGCUGGCCGUCGUCCUCGCCGUGAUGUGCAUCGUUGCCCGUCGCAGCAGCAAAUCCGUGUCCAACUCCGGCAGCUCCAUCUACAGUGGCCCGUACACAAACACCGCCUUCUCGCAUAGCAGUUAAUCCUUCCCGCAAGAGCUUUGUACACGAAGUGUAACACUGGGGAACACUGAUACCCGGGUACCAAGCGUCGUGUUCACCAUCACUGUGAUGCCUGUUGGAUGUUGUAGCGGCAAGUGUGUUUUUUCUCCAAACGAACGAACGCUACUUUCGAACGACGUGCACGAGACAAUUCUUGCACGGAACUUAACCUAACCUUUUUUGCGAAGGUACACACAAUUCCCGUCACGUCAAUGCGCGUAUAGCUUUAGAGAACGAUUCAGUGGGACGGCACAAGCGAUUUAGGGUAGUAGAAUUAGACUUACACGAAAUGAACGGUAGUGGUAAGGUAUUACCGAAGCAAUCCUCAAACCGAACCGACGGUUUCGUUCCGCGUUCCGGUCAUACGAUUGCUUUGCUAAUAUCGCAGAGAUCUUGGGUUUUGACGGGGACGAGCAGUCAAAGAUUCGUCCCCAUCGGGUCUCUGGAAAGCACAACUAACUCCUCGUUUUACUAGAAUAUUUAGUGCAAAACCUGCUAGGCAUGUAUGGAGCUAUCCUUCAUUUGUUACUUCGUAGCACGAAUCCGAUCGGUGAUCCUUUACGCGAUCGCACUCCUAAACAUUUCGCUUACAACAACGCUCACUUUCCGGAUCUAAGUCAGGUGAUGGGUACCGCUGAUAGACUUGUCUAGUUUAAUAUUUACUCUCCUCGCCCUUUCUAAUUUAAUCUGUGUAACUGUGUAACGCGUCUACCAGUCCUUUCAAAACCUCUUCCUUUAAUUGUUGUAACAGGGAGCUGAAGAGCGAACAAAGCAAACGCACAAUUGCAAUAUGAUUGAAUCAUUUCAUUGUCCCCUCGUGUCCCCAGGUGUCUGACGUAGUAGUGUCCACCAUAAUGUCAUCACGGACGGUUGGUGGCCGUACAAAUGCCUUCUGCUAAAACUGCCAACUUUGAAAUGCACUGUAAAAAGAAUCGCUAAUUUUAAUACUUUUAUAUUUAUUUAAUCGUACCCAAUGUGUUUCCUUCCUCCGUCCCCUACCCCAGUCCUGGUCCUGAUCCUGUAGAAAUGCUCUCUCGUAUUGCAGUUGUGUCGUGCAUAGCGUAAGAGAAGGUGUUGGCGUGGUCCAAUACUAAAACAAUCCAUUACUAGGAAGCUGGUCGUUGCGUUAGGGAAGUUUAUAAUUUUAUGCACAUUUAGCAAAAUGAAACCGUAGAAUGGAAUUCAUUUAAAGUAACGGCGACGAACAUAUCCCCGUAGCGAACGUACUGAAACGAACUAGUAAGCACAAGGGUUAGACAAUAGAACUAAAAUAAAAUGUGAAUAUAACAAACGAAAAA